AUAUUGAUUCAAACUAAAUCCUUAGGGCAACUUCAAAAGUGACUGACAAAAAUAAGUGAAACGUGAAUCGGAAUUGUUGCGUGAAACUUCGCUGUAAAUUCAAAAUGUGUUUUAUUUUCUCGUUUCCGUUCAGCUUUUGAAAAUUAAAUUUUCAAGUAACCACGAGAACGAUAGUGCCUCCUCAUCGCGGAAAGAGUCACAGAAGCACCUCCGCUAACCCUCGAUUCGAAUUGGUUCAAAUGCAGCCACGAUAACCACAACGACAAACGGUUGCAACAACGGCGUUAGGUGCGAAGGACAAGCCACCCGCCACCCACGCUUAAAUCACAGCUGAGAGCCAGAAAGAGACAGCAAGUCGCCCUCGAGAAGAGAAGAGAAGAGAAGCAAGAAUCGAAAAAGCUCUGAAAGCACACCAACACAACACCAAAAGCAUUAAAACUGCAGCAGAGCGACCCCAUCCCACACAUCACACUCACACCAGCGCCACGAGCAUCGAACAUUGCAUCUGGCAUUGAGCAUAGGGAGGGACACACGCUGACACUGGGAGGAAGAAGAUGGAUCUUUUCGAUAUGGACGACGUUGUAGUGGGCCCCCCGGACGAGUGCAGCACCCCGCUGAAGGAGUGGCGGCUGAAACUCCAGGCUGGCACACUGACACGCAACGACUUCAUCGAGUUCUUCAAGAAGGAGUCGCCCAAGUACUUUGACUACGAGAACGAGCUGGACACAGGGGUAAACUGUUGGGAUCUGGCAGCACAUACUCGACUCGUAGGCUAGGAAGCUCCAGGAUCCAGGAUAACCAUGAUAGGACCUUGCUGCUU
Messenger RNA from Drosophila miranda, 820 nucleotides. RefSeq names its product E3 ubiquitin-protein ligase UBR1-like. Bases 555 to 776 code for a protein of 73 amino acids. The transcript has 2 exons. NCBI's taxonomy places the organism in Eukaryota, Metazoa, Arthropoda, Insecta, Diptera, Drosophilidae. The record is from RefSeq and is a predicted model, not a curated record.